CCCCUCUCUCUCUCUCUCUCUCAAAAUGCAGAGCUUGAACCUCCUAAUAUAAUCACAUUUGUUUUUUUGUUUAUGAGAACAACAAUGGGGAGGAACUUUGUCACAUCACUUCUCAUCUUUGUUGUUUUAUUUUCUGGGUUCUCAUCAGCUUCAGCCACACCUCCUGCAAAAAUCGUUAGUGGGGUUGUUUCAAAUGUUGUCUCUGCUCUCAUUAAAUGGUUGUGGUCGCUAAAACCCACCCCCAAAACAGCGAUUUCUAGCCGUUCGAUGAUGAAAUUUGAAGGUGGAUACACUGUCGAGACGGUCUUCGAUGGAAGCAAACUUGGAAUUGAUCCAUACUCUGUUGAAGUGUCUCCAUCUGGGGAGCUUCUGGUUUUGGAUUCUGAAAACAGUAACAUUUACAAGAUUUCAACUCCGUUGUCUCGAUAUGGUCGGCCCAAGUUGAUUGCUGGAUCACCUGAAGGGUACUCUGGGCACGUGGAUGGGAAGCCAAGAGAGGCUAGGAUGUACCACCCAAAAGGGAUUACGGUCGAUGACAGAGGAAAUAUCUACGUCGCAGACACUUUGAAUAUGGCAAUUAGGAAGAUCAGUGAUGCAGGGGUUGUCACUAUUGCAGGAGGGAAGUGGGGCCGAGGAGGAGGUCACGUUGAUGGUCCAAGUGAAGAUGCAAAGUUCUCAAAUGAUUUUGAUGUGGCUUACAUCGGAAGUAGCUGCUCUCUUUUGGUUGUGGAUCGAGGAAACCAGGCAAUUCGUGAGAUCCAACUCCGUGAAGAUGAUUGUACUUAUCAGUACGAUGGGAAUCUCAACUUAGGGAUAGCAGUGCUUGUUGCGGCUGUGUUCUUUGGUUACAUGCUUGCCUUGCUACAGCGUAGAGUCAGAGCUUUGUUUUCAUCCCACAGUGAUUCUGAAACUUCAAUCAGAACAGGCAUACCACCCGCGCCUCAUGAAAGACCUUUUAAACCUGUCAGGCCGCCCUUAAUUCCAGCUGAAGAUGAAUCGGAGAAGGCAGAAGAGGGUUUGUUUGGUUCAUUGGGUAGACUUUUCCUCAACACCGGCUCAUCUGUGGUUGAAAUAUUCACGAGCUUAUUUUCAGGUAGGAAGAAGCCACUCCACCACAGUCCUAUCCAGCAGCAAUAUUACCAGCAACCGAUCAAGCAUUCAAAUACUUGGCCAAUGCAAGAGAGCUAUGUGAUUCCACGUGAAGAUGAGCCUCCAGCACUAGAUACCCGAACCCCAACACCCAGAAAUGCCUACCCGUAUAUGACAAAGGACACUGAAAAGAACCACCAAUUCAAGCAAAGUCAGGCAUUUAACAGUGGGUGGAAUGGCGGUCGUCUCCACCACCAACAGCAGCAGCACAUGCAGCAGCAACAGCAUCAUCAGAGGCAUUACUCAUCCGGUCCUCAAACUUAUUACGAGCAAAGUUGUGAGACAAAUGAGAUUGUGUUUGGUGCAGUUCAGGAACAGGAUGGUCGUCGGGAAGCUGUUGUGAUAAAGGCAAUGGACUAUGGAGAUCCCAAGUAUAAUAACCAUAAUAUUCGGUCUCGAUAUAACUAUAUGGGUUACUCCUAUGGCUAUUGAUCAUAUGUAUCUCUUCGUAUCAUGAAAUACACGAAGUACACGUGAGAUAUGAAGAUGACAAUGUAGAAGAUCAAUGUAGUGAAUUUUGGGGGAAAAAAUUCAAAUUUGUUUGGGAGAUGUGUUAGUUGUCCAAAGCUUUUGCUCACUGAGUUUAUGUACAAGAAAGUAGAAAUCACAAUGAAGAGGAUCAAUAUCUUUUUCUAACUAUAAAUCAAAAGAAUAAAAUUAAUGGUAA
Messenger RNA from Camellia sinensis, 1816 nucleotides. RefSeq lists its product as uncharacterized. Lineage: Eukaryota; Viridiplantae; Streptophyta; Magnoliopsida; Ericales; Theaceae. Gene Ontology annotation, molecular function: protein binding. The record is from RefSeq and is a predicted model, not a curated record.